Nannizzia gypsea CBS 118893 is the source of this 522-nucleotide messenger RNA. RefSeq lists its product as hypothetical. NCBI's taxonomy places the organism in Eukaryota, Fungi, Ascomycota, Eurotiomycetes, Onygenales, Arthrodermataceae. The transcript has 4 exons. Bases 1 to 522 code for a protein of 173 amino acids. The record is from RefSeq and is a predicted model, not a curated record.
AUGGGUUUAAUUCUUCGAAAGGCUCCAAAUCUUCCUUCGUUGAUACUCUGUGCGACAAGGCUUGUCUACCAAACUUCGAGAACGGACAGUUGUUUUUCUUACACAGUACUAAAGAAUAAGUGUGCGUCUAGCUAUAUGAUCGCUGGUUCUAAGGUCGGUCUCCCGGACUUCAAGCUUUCCAGCCAAUAUCGACCGAGGGAAGGCUAUAUGCUUGCACAAAGGUACGGAGUAUACACUCCGUCCCAGCAAAAGCCGAAUAAGAAAGGAAGAAGACGAACAGCCAACCAACCAGCUAGCCAGCAGCCAGUCGGUAGCACUAUUACUACUCUGCAGGUUUGCCUCUGGCCAGCUCCACUCCUUGGUUUCUGCCUCUCGCAUCUAGCGUUGGUAUCACUCUGGGAAUUGCGUGUGUCGCUCUCGCCGAUUGAAGGAUUGUUACUGGUUACGAAGCAACUUAUACAUAUAUGGGCAAUAUAUAUCGACCUUUUCCGAGACGGAAUUCGAGUCCCCAAGACAGGCUAA